This is a messenger RNA of Cygnus atratus (black swan), 729 nucleotides long. RefSeq names its product helt bHLH transcription factor (gene HELT). Gene Ontology annotation, biological process: anterior/posterior pattern specification; regulation of neurogenesis; regulation of transcription by RNA polymerase II. Gene Ontology annotation, molecular function: protein dimerization activity; DNA-binding transcription factor activity, RNA polymerase II-specific; RNA polymerase II cis-regulatory region sequence-specific DNA binding. Bases 1 to 729 code for a protein of 242 amino acids. The transcript has 4 exons. The record is from RefSeq and is a predicted model, not a curated record. NCBI's taxonomy places the organism in Eukaryota, Metazoa, Chordata, Aves, Anseriformes, Anatidae. Gene Ontology annotation, cellular component: nucleus.
AUGGCCUCCAAGCUCAAGGAGCGGCGGAGGACGCCGGUGUCCCACAAAGUGAUCGAGAAGCGGCGGAGGGACCGCAUCAACCGCUGCCUCACCGAGCUGGGCAGGACGGUGCCCAUGGCCCUGGCCAAGCAGAGCUCGGGGAAGCUGGAGAAGGCGGAGAUCCUGGAGAUGACGGUGCAGUACCUGCGGGCCCUGCACUCGGCCGACUUCCCCCGCGGCCGGGAGAAGGAGCUGCUGGCCGAGUUCGCCAACUACUUCCACUACGGCUACCACGAGUGCAUGAAGAACCUGGUGCACUACCUGACCACGGUGGAGAGGAUGGAGACCAAGGACACCAAGUACGCCCGCAUCCUCGCCUUCCUCCAGUCCCAGGCGCGCUUCGUGGCCGAGCCCCUGCUGGCCUCGCUGGGCUCCCCCCCGGAGCCGGAGCUCCCCUUCCAGCUGCACCCCGCUCCCGACCGCCCCACGGGGCUCGGACCCGCCGACACCCCGCUGCCGGCCCCCCACGGCCCGGGGGGGCCCUUCCCGUGGCCCGGCGCCCCCCGCAGCCCCCCGCUGCCCUUCCACCCGCUCCCCGCCGCCGCCUCCCCCCUGGGCGGCCCCGGGCAGCAGCGCGGCGCCUUCCUCUCCCCCGUGCCGGGGCUGGAGCGCCGCUACCUCAACCUGCUCGGCCAUUCCCACCCCAACGCCUUCGGGCUGCCCCCCGGCCAGCCCCCCGCCGUGCUAUAG